This is a messenger RNA of Penicillium canescens, 832 nucleotides long. RefSeq lists its product as uncharacterized. Bases 235 to 696 code for a protein of 153 amino acids. The transcript has 5 exons. Gene Ontology annotation, cellular component: mitochondrial intermembrane space. The record is from RefSeq and is a predicted model, not a curated record. Lineage: Eukaryota; Fungi; Ascomycota; Eurotiomycetes; Eurotiales; Aspergillaceae. Gene Ontology annotation, molecular function: electron transfer activity; heme binding. Gene Ontology annotation, biological process: mitochondrial electron transport, ubiquinol to cytochrome c; mitochondrial electron transport, cytochrome c to oxygen.
UAUCCCAACCCAACAAUAACAUAGAGAAGUAUCCAAGACAAGUAAAGCGCAGACACACCGAAGUUCCCGGUUGCGCCCGUCGACCUGAAUAAUCUGCACGCUGAUUGGCUCCGGCCCGGAUUACGAGAGUGGCCGGGCUACAUAAGGGAAAAACUUGCUCUCUCCCUUUCCACAAUUUUCCUUCAAACUUGUACAACUAUUAAUCUACCAUUAUAUCCUUUAUAAUACCUCACAAUGGCCCCCAAGAACGACUCCUUCGCUCCCGUCCACUCCAUGAUGGCCGUCUCAGCAGUCAUGGACAGAAAGAGACAAGAAUCCCAAGAUGCCGCCGACGCAGAAGCGAAACAGGCCGCCGAAACAAUGGCUAACGCGACUUCCACUUCAGGUGACGCCGCCAAGGGUGCCAAGCUCUUCCAGACCCGUUGCGCUCAGUGCCACACUGUCGCGGCUGGCGAACCCCACAAGGUCGGCCCCAACUUGCACGGUCUCUUCGGCCGUAAGACCGGUUCCGCCGAUGGUUACGCCUACACCGACGCCAACAAGCAAGCCGGUGUUGAGUGGAACGAGGAUACUCUCUUCAAGUACCUCGAGAACCCCAAGAAAUUCAUUCCCGGCACCAAGAUGGCCUUCGGUGGCCUCAAGAAGGGCAAGGAGCGCAACGACCUCAUCACUCACCUCAAGGAGGCCACCGCAUAGAUGAUUUGACGACUUUCGGCAUUCUUUUUUUCGGUUCACUUGGCGUGGGCUGAUUACCGGGUAUCCAAAGAACCGGGCAUGUAUUAUUAUUACACCCACAAUAGAUUUUGAUCUCCUCUUUGUCCCUACUUUGCAG